Messenger RNA from Stylonychia lemnae, 1020 nucleotides. The record is from the annotation of a GenBank genome assembly. Lineage: Eukaryota; Ciliophora; Spirotrichea; Sporadotrichida; Oxytrichidae.
AUGGUCAAGCUCUUAGAAAUAAGAGACGGAGUGAAAACCAAAAAUAAUGUGUUCUCAUACACUUCAGAUAACAUAAUUAGAGAGGGCGACACUCUAGUUGUAUUCGAGUCAGGAGAUAACAUUAAGCAGAUUGUGAUGAAAAGAAACCAAACAUUUUAAAACAAGUUUGGCGCUUUUCCUCAUAAUGAUAUCAUAGAUAAGCUAUAGUUUGGAACGAAGAUGUACUCUAAGACAAUGAUGGGUUGGGUGUACAUACUCAGACCAAACUCACACAUCUAUACUUCAAGUUUAGCUCAAAGGACCUAGAUUCUAUAUACUCCUGAUAUAUCACAAGUCUUAUUUAGAUUAGAAUUAAGACCUGGCUUUAGAGUAGUUGAAUCAGGAACCGGCAGUGGCAGUCUUUCAGUGUCAAUUAUGAAAGCCAUAGUUCCAACAGGUCACUUAUUUACCUAUGAAUUCAACUAGGUUCGUUCUUAGAGAGCAAUCGAGGAUUUCCAGAGAUUAGGGUUUUAUCCUUAGAAUGUGCAUGUGACUCAUCGUGAUGUUUUAAAUAAUGGAUUCUUGCUGAAAGAUGAGAGCACAGGUGAAUUUUUAGUUAAUGAAAAUACAAUUGAUGCCAUAUUUCUUGACUUGCCCAGUCCGGAGAAGGCAGUGCCACAUGCGUAUAAAGUUCUCAAAAGAGGUGGAAAGUUAUGCAAUUUUAGUCCUUGCAUUGAAUAGGUCCAAAAAGCAGUUCAGGAAAUGGCAAGAUAAGGGUUCUAUGAAAUCAAAACAUACGAGACUCUAUCCAAAGACUUUUCAAGUAGCCAUCAUAAUUAUUAGUCUUUCAAAUAGCAAGUUAAGCCAACCAUUGUCACUGAAGAGAAUGGAAAUAAAUAAUAAGAUAACUUGGGAGAUACCAACACAGGAAAUUUGAAUAAAAGAUAAUUAAAGUAAAAAGACAAGGGCAUGCUAGUCACUGCCCCCAAAAUCGAGUCAAGAGGACACACUGGUUUCUUAACAUUUGCUAUAAAAUUCUGA